Lithohypha guttulata is the source of this 1965-nucleotide messenger RNA. RefSeq lists its product as uncharacterized. Gene Ontology annotation, cellular component: chromatin. Gene Ontology annotation, biological process: regulation of transcription by RNA polymerase II; DNA-templated transcription. The record is from RefSeq and is a predicted model, not a curated record. The transcript has 5 exons. Bases 1 to 1965 code for a protein of 654 amino acids. Gene Ontology annotation, molecular function: RNA polymerase II cis-regulatory region sequence-specific DNA binding; DNA-binding transcription factor activity, RNA polymerase II-specific; zinc ion binding. Lineage: Eukaryota; Fungi; Ascomycota; Eurotiomycetes; Chaetothyriales; Trichomeriaceae.
AUGGAGCGAUCGGGAAAUGAUUCUACUUAUCAAGUACCAGACGUGGCAAUGAUCGACGAUAUAUUAAUGGAUAUGGAUGGCCCAAACCUGGAUUUCUUCGAUCCUUUCAUGGGCAAUACCUAUGAUCACUUCGCGCUCCCGACCUUGCCUGACGGUAAUGAAUUUCAGUUCUCACCAGAUCGAGCUUCUGAAGCCGGAUCCGAGAACGUUUCACGCACAAGUCUCUUGAACACUACCCUUCUGCAUCACGAGGCUCGCGAGAAUAGUCAAAGAGCUAGCGUUCCUGCAGUAUCCAAUGUUCGUGCUGGUGAGCUGAUGCCGAGAUCCCACGACAAAAGUGCUACUCCUUCAACUUCCAAAAGCGCAACACCCUAUUUUGGAGAAGAAGCGCAUACUCAUACCUGGAACGAUCUAUGUUCGCGACUCAAUAUGACUACGCUGGGCACGUUUAAGUUGCCAACGCCAGCCCUAAUCCGAAAGUGGCUUCGUCUCUAUGUCGAUGCCUUUCAUGUACAUUUCCCGUUUCUCCACCUGCCAACACUCGAUCUGACCAAGAUACCAAGUCCUCUCACGUUAGCAGUUUGUGCUAUUGGAGCUUUGUAUCGCCUGAACAGACCAGCUGCAGUGGCUUUACACGUCAAGGCAGUGCAGUGUCUCGAUGCCCUGGAAGUGAACAUCCCAAGUCUCAUUCUCGAACGGAAAUUGUUGUAUGGCUGGACUAAGCCAACAUGUACACCCGGAAGGCAAACAAAACGUCCAUUAUGGUACAGUCAAGCACGUAUCCUGUCCCUGGUCUUCACGAUCUUCAGUGGCGACCCAAUGAUAGUCAGAAAGUCGUUCGAAGAUUUCGGAAUUCUGUCGAGUGACUACCGAGUGCGAUUAUGGGAUGUGAAGGCUGGGUCGAGUGAUCGUAUCAUCUCAUCUUGGACAGCGUGGGUUGAAAGGGAGUCUUCUAAAAGAUUUCUACAUAUGUGUUUUAUUCUCAGCAAUCUAUCGAACAUCACCUACGGUGUUCCACCAGCUUUCUGUCUCAGCCAAGACGGCACUGUGGAGAUGCCAGACAAUGAUGUUUUCUGGCAAGCACAAACUGAAGAUCAGUGGUCUCAGCUCAUUAGUACACAACCGACAGUAUCUCUGAUCAGUGUCCGCGACGCUGCUGGUCUGAUAACAGGAGGAGCUCCUAUGGAUGAGCUUUGCGGAAUUUUGGGAGCAUGGUCGGUUUUUGGCACAUCUGUUGUCAUGCAUGCUAUCAGCACUCAGAUAUGGCAGAUUACUCAGGGAGCCAUGUUUGGCGACUUGUCCAACAGCCAAGGGAUGUUUCAGGAAAACGGUCAAAGUGUCAGCAUUGCCAAAAGGACACAAACGGUGUUAAAUCGAUGCCGCGAUCUUCUGCUCGAGGCCCACAGUAAAUCCAGCGAUGCCGACCACGAUACCGAAAGCCCUAUGCUAUUCAAUUCUUUUGCUAUUCUGCGGGUAUCCUUCAGUCGAGCCUUCACAAGUGUCGGCCUGUCGAAUCGCGAACUGUUAUUGUAUGAGAGCAAAGAUGCCAUGAUCUCGGCAAUCCACGAUUACAUCUCUCUGAGACAGGAAAGAGGUGAAUCAACAACAAAAUCCGUUGAGCGGAGCUUCGAGGGCCUCAUUAUCCCGUUCCAAUCAAGUCCGCUGUUCGUUCGGAAGACUGCAGCUCUUACAUGGAGCAUCGAACACGCAUUAGCAGGCUGGGACUCAGAAAGGUUGGACAAGAAAGGAGCACCAAUCACCGAUCAUGAGCGGGAAGUGCUUGACAAGGUAAGGUCACUGGUCGAAGAAGAAGAUUACGACGGGUCAGAUAUCUUGCUUGCAUCGAAUCUAGCUCGUUUAUGGGCUUGUUUCUACGAUGAUACUUGGGUUUGGGGUGUGACGCCUCGAAUCGGCUGGGUACUUAGGGAAUUGGGCAAUGCAUAUGAGACGUUAGUUGAGACAUGA